AUGUCAGCAACAACAGAAAAUACCUUUUCGUCUUUUAUCCGCCUCUCCCCUUCCAUCUACCUGGUUCCACCACGCACUACUACUACCACUACACCAAACGCUGAAACAAAAACCAACCCGCCACCAACAAUAAUCCUCUCUUUCUGGUACAGCGCACCUCCACGCGCACUGGUCAAAUACGUCGCGCACUAUGCCCAGCUAGCGCCCUCGUCACGUAUCAUCUUCAUCCUCAGCGGACCCCGGGAUUUCUACCUGUACCCGACGCUGGCAUCGCAUCGGCGGCGGCUAAAACCCGCGAUUGAUCUUCUCCUCCAGAAUCAAAAGUCAGUAGAUGAUAAUGACCAUGCUUAUAUUCAUCUCUUUUCCAACGGCGGAAUGUUCACAACGGCGCAUUUACUACUAGCCUACAAGCACGCCACCGGCAAACCGCUACGCAUCUCGGCCAUGGUUCUUGAUAGCGCGCCGGGAGUAGCAGCACCGUCCAAAUCGCUGAGAGCACUGGCGUACGGGCUUCCUCAGACGCUGAUUAUUCGACAGAUUGGGUAUGGGUUGCUGGCCAUGAUGGUGUGGGGAGGUUGGAUAGUCAGGAGGUUGCUACUCAGGAUGGAGGAUCCCUUUGCGUUUACGAGGAGGGCGACUCUGGACAAGGGGUUGGUGAUAGCGGCAAGCAGCAGCAGCAACAACAACUACAAGAAAAAAGCCGAUGAUGGUGCUGUUAUAAAAUCUUGCUACAUAUAUUCUGAAUCAGACGAUCUAGUACCGUGGAAAGACGUGGAGGAGCAUGCGGCUUGGGCUGUAUCCAAGGGGAGGGAGGUCGACUUGGAGAAGUUCAAGGGUUCGCCUCAUGUUGGGCAUAUGAGACAGGAUCCGGAAAGGUACUGGGCGAUUGUCGAGAGGUUUUUGUUUCAUUAG
Molecule: messenger RNA, 912 nt
Organism: Talaromyces rugulosus
Lineage: Eukaryota; Fungi; Ascomycota; Eurotiomycetes; Eurotiales; Trichocomaceae
Exons: 1
Coding region: 1-912 (303 amino acids)
Source: RefSeq, a predicted model, not a curated record